Trypanosoma conorhini is the source of this 723-nucleotide messenger RNA. Its product is annotated as tryparedoxin peroxidase. Gene Ontology annotation, molecular function: thioredoxin peroxidase activity. The coding region runs from base 1 to 723 and encodes 240 amino acids. Gene Ontology annotation, cellular component: cytosol. The transcript has a single exon. Lineage: Eukaryota; Euglenozoa; Kinetoplastea; Trypanosomatida; Trypanosomatidae. Gene Ontology annotation, biological process: cellular response to stress; cell redox homeostasis; response to oxidative stress. The record is from RefSeq and is a predicted model, not a curated record.
AUGCACGUCGCUUUCUCCCUUGCCUCCAUCCAUCCCGCCUUCUCUUUCCGCGACGUGUCUGCAACGCGCUUUUCAGUGACUCUAAGAGCUAACGCUAAUACUCAACUUUUUUCAAUCAAGCCAAUGUCCUGCGGUGACGCAAAGCUAAACCACCCGGCGCCCCACUUCAAUGAGACGGCGCUGAUGCCCAACGGCACCUUCAAGAAGGUGGACCUCGCCUCCUACAAGGGAAAGUGGUUGGUCUUCUUCUUCUACCCGAUGGACUUCACCUUUGUCUGCCCCACGGAGAUCUGCCAGUUCUCCGACCGCGUCAAGGAGUUCAACGACAUUGGCUGCGAGGUGCUUGCCUGCUCCAUGGACAGCGAGUACUCCCACCUGGCCUGGACAAACCUGGAACGCAAGCAGGGUGGGCUCGGCAAGAUGAGCAUCCCCAUUCUUGCCGACAAGACCAAGUCCGUCAUGAAGGCGUACGGCGUGCUAAAGGAGGAGGACGGUGUGGCGUACCGCGGCCUCUUCAUCAUUGACCCGAAGCAGAACCUGCGGCAGAUCACCGUCAACGACCUCCCUGUUGGGCGCGACGUGGACGAGGCCCUCCGCCUCGUGAAGGCGUUCCAGUUCGUGGAGCAGCACGGCGAGGUGUGCCCCGCCAACUGGAGGCCUGGCGGCAAGACGAUGAAGCCGGACCCCGCCAAGUCCAAGGAGUACUUCAAUGCCGCAGCUUAG